CUUCCAUAAAUUUGCUCUUGGCUUUGUUCACCAACUAGCAACUGCAGGCGAGAGAAAUUCGCGACAAGCAAUAAAAGCUUAUCUCUUCUGAACGCUUUCUGCUAUAAAGUGAUAGUAUGGUUCGUGGCUCUGGCAAAUUCAAGACGAAGCGUGGCGGCGGACGUAGCUUCAGUCGAAACUUGGCGUUGGACGAGAACGGUAUCGCUGUAGGUACAGAGCGCAGGAGGAAGCAAAAGAAGGAGGAUGCCUCUGAAGACGACGACUCAGACGAAGAAGAAGACGACGACGACUCGGACGAUUCGGACGAUUCUAUCGACGAAGAUGACGAAAACGAAAAUGACGUCGACGAACUCGACAGAGCUCGGGCCGGCGUAGGUGGUAGUUCGAACGUACAAACGGAAGAUAAACCCGAAUUAACACGCGCCGAGCGUCGAGAACUCAAGAAGAAAGCGAAACAACAGGGGCAACAAGGAGAUGGAGAGGACGAAGAUGCCGACUUGAUCAACCCGAAUCACGUCAAAACCAAGUUGAAUAUCUCGGACCCCGCCGCGCCACGGGAGAUGUCUCGUCGGGAGAGGGAAGCAAAAGAGAAGAAAGAAGCACAAGAAAGGUAUUGGAAGCUCCAUCAACAAGGUAAGACCGAUCAAGCACAGAAGGACCUUGCACGCCUCGCGAAGAUUCGUAAAGAACGUGAAGAAGCACUUGCAAAACGCAAAGCGGAGCAAGAAGCGAAAGCAGCAGAAAUAGAAGCGAAGAAAGCUGCUCAGAAAGCUGGAAAACGUGUUUGAUUUUGAAGAAUGAAUUUGAAUUAUACGUUUUGUAGAAUCGUAGACAAUGAGACUUCGUUAAUUUUAAUUACUCGCUCUCUUUUCUUUCUAAUGCCGAU
This is a messenger RNA of Fomitiporia mediterranea MF3/22, 886 nucleotides long. RefSeq lists its product as uncharacterized. The coding region runs from base 117 to 788 and encodes 223 amino acids. Gene Ontology annotation, cellular component: cytosol. NCBI's taxonomy places the organism in Eukaryota, Fungi, Basidiomycota, Agaricomycetes, Hymenochaetales, Hymenochaetaceae. Gene Ontology annotation, molecular function: RNA binding. The transcript is spliced from 7 exons. The record is from RefSeq and is a predicted model, not a curated record.